CUUAUUCUCUCUCCCGUCUCUCUCUCUCUCUCUCAUAAAUAUCACCCCUCUCUCUCGAUAUAUACAGAUAUAUAUGUAUAGUAAUUGAUGCGGCGAAGCCAGGAAUCGAAGAAACCGUAAAGAUGUUAGAGGAUCAGGUAGCGUAUCUGCUACAGAAGUACCUCGGGAACUACGUCUUAGGGCUCAGCAAAGAAGCUCUCAAGAUCAGCGUCUGGCAAGGCGAUGUGGAGUUGAAUAAUAUGCAGCUGAAGCCUGAAGCACUUAAUGCUUUGAAGUUACCUGUAAAGGUUAAGGCAGGGUUUCUUGGCUCAGUGAAGCUCAAGGUUCCAUGGAGCAGAAUCGGCCAAGAUCCAGUUAUAGUUUCUUUGGAUAGGAUCUUUUUACUAGCUGAACCUGCUACACGAGUUGAAGGGUCAACCGAGGAUGCCGUUCAAGAAGUUAAAAAGACUCGAAUACACGAAAUGGAGAUGAAGCUUCUGGAGAGCAAACAAAUAUUAACGAAUGAGAUGAACAAAUCCUGGCUGGGGUCCUUCAUUAACACUAUUAUUGGGAACUUGAAGCUUUCAAUAUCGAAUAUUCAUAUCAGAUAUGAGGAUCUUGAGAGCAAUCCCGAGCAUCCGUUUUCAGCAGGCGUAACUUUAAAGAAACUCUCAGCUGUUACAGUUGACGAGAAGGGGAACGAGACGUUUAUUAGUGAGGGAGCUCUAGAUCAUAUUCGGAAGUCCAUAGAACUCGAAGAGCUGGCUGUUUAUUUGGAUUCUGAUAUUAUUCCUUGGCAUAUUAAUAGACCAUGGAAGGAACUGUUGCCAAUUGAAUGGAGCCAGGUUUUUAAAUAUGGUACAAAAGAUGGAGAGGCAGCAGAUGAGCUUGUUAGAGAACACAAUUAUAUUCUGCAACCGGUGUCUGGAAAUGCUAAUUAUUCAAAGCAGCGACCAAAUGCAUCUGCUAAAGUCGAUCAACCUUUACAGCAAGCAUUAGUGAACUUGGACGAUGUCACCCUCUGUUUGUCGAAGAAAGGCUAUAGGGACUUGUUGAAAUUAGCUGAUAACUUUGCUGCAUUUAAUCAACGAUUAAAAUAUGCGCAUUAUCGACCAUUUGUUUCUGUUAAAUCUGAUCCAAGAUCUUGGUGGAGAUAUGCCUGCAAAGUUAUUUCAGAGCAGAUGAAGAAGGCCAGUGGAAAAAUGUCUUGGGAGCAGGUCCUGCGUUAUGCAAGCCUACGGAAGAAAUAUAUAUCCCUCUAUGCUGCACUGCUUAAAUCCGACAACACGCGGGCUGUUGUCGAUGACAACAGUGACAUUGAAGAAAUGGACCGUGAACUUGACAUUGAACUCAUAAUUCAGUGGAGGAUGCUGGCACACAAGUUUGUAGAACAAUCAAUGGAGUCGGACCUAUACAUCAAGAAACAGAGAGCAAAGAAAUCAUGGUGGCCAUUUGGAGGGGACAAUCAAUCUGCUGAGGAUGAAAAUGGACCUGGGCACCUUACUGUUGAAGACUGGGAACAGCUGAAUAAUAUGAUAGGUUACAAGGAAGGUGAUGACACACUGUUACCGGGAACUCAUGACAAGGGUGAUGUUCUUCACACUUUGUUAGAGGUUCACAUGAAACAUAAUGCUUCAAAGCUUACUGAUGCACAAGAGUGCCUAGCUGAAUUAUCUUCUGAUAAUCUUGGUUGUUUGAUAAAAUUAUAUUCUGAAACAAAAAUUUUUGACUUGAAAUUGGGAUCUUAUCGGUUGUCAUCUCCGAAUGGACUACUUGCUGAGAGUGCCACCUCGUAUGAUUCCUUGCUUGGUGUUUUCUGUUAUAAGCCAUUUGAUGUUGACUUGGACUGGAGUAUGGUUGCAAAAGCUUCUCCGUGCUAUGUCACUUAUCUUAAGGACUCAGUUGAUCAGAUUGUCAAUUUCUUCGAAAGUAGUGCUGCUGUUACACAGACGGUAGCUUUGGAAACCGCUGCAGCAGUGCAGAUGACAAUUGAUGAAGUUAAGAGAACUGCACAAGAACAAGUAAACAAGGCAAUGAAGGAUCAAAGCAGAUUUUUCCUCAACUUGGAUAUUGCAGCACCCAAAAUCACUGUACCUACCGACUUCUGUCCUGACAAUAUCAACUCAACAAAGCUUCUUCUUGACCUGGGACAUCUUUUUAUUCGUACUCGGGAUGAUAAUGAACCAUUCUCUAGUGAUGACAACAACAUGUACCUCCGAUUUGAUCUUGUUUUGAGUGAUGUAUCUGCAUUUCUGGUCGAUGGAGAUUACCACUGGAGUCGGCCACUGUUGAAUAGUUCUGCUGGUUCUGUUAAAAUCUUGCCUGUUGUUGAUAAAUGUCGUUUGAUUGUUAAUCUUCAACAGAUUCGCCUGGAAAAUCCCUCCUAUCCUUCAACAAGAAUUGCUGUGCGGCUUCCAUCUCUGGGGUUUCAUUUUUCACCCGCUCGUUACCAUAGGAUGAUGCAAGUUGUCAAGAUCUUUCAGGCAAAAGAUAGUGAUAUUACAGACACUCAGCGUCCUUGGGACCAAGCUGACUUUGAGGGGUGGUUAUAUAUUCUCAGUUGGAAGGGUGUGGGAAGUCGGGAAGCUGUAUGGAAGCGCAGAUAUCUGAGCCUUGUGGGACCUUUUCUUUACAUACUUGAAAACCCUGGGUCUAGAUCAUAUAAAGAUUAUCUCAGUCUACGUGGCAAACAACUGUAUCAAGUUCCCACUGAAACUGUUGGCAAUAUAGAGCAUGUCUUGGCUGUUUGUGAUAGUGAAAAAUCCAAUAAUAAGGUUGUCGAAGAUGCCAAUGCACUCAUAUUAAGAUGUGAAUCGGAUGAACUAAGGAAGAUAUGGCAGAGCCGUCUCCAGGGGGCUGCUUAUCGCGCAUCGGGUUCUGCUCCUAUAACUGGCAUGUUGGAAACUUCUUCAGAUUCAGAUGACUCCAUAAAAUCUGGUGACAAACGUAAUUCUAUGGAUAUCUCAAAGAUCGAAAUGGUGUUUAUAACUGGUGUGCUUGAUGAGCUAAAGAUACGCUUUGAUUAUAAUAACCAGCAUGAGAAAGCUUUCAGGAAGGUGCUUUUAGCUGAGGAGAGUCGGCUAUUUGAAUUUCGAGCAAUAGGUGGUCAGGUGGAACUUUCACUUCGAGGAGGUGACAUGUUCAUUGGCACUGUUUUAAAGGCUUUGGAGUUGGAAGAUUUAGUAUGCAACUCAGGGGUAUCUCAAGAUCAGCCCUUGUAUUUAGCACGAUCCUUCAUUCGCAGUACUGAUGAACCUUCUAUCUUCAAUGAAACUGAAGCUCAGACUUGUGACAAGAUUGAGCGAACUCUAAGUGAAGGAGAUGACAAUUUCUAUGAGGCAUCAGAGACUCUUAAUGAUCCUGUGGAUAGUCCAAGAGUGUCAUUUGGAAAUGUAUCUGAAUAUCUGAGUUCCCAGAAAUCUCUCUCUGAAUAUCUGAAUUCCCAAAAGUCUCUGUCCUCAGAGAAGUCCAUACUAAAGCCCCCUAGUUUUUGUCGCAUUGAUGGUUUGCUUCCUGAUGUUAUGCUUCAGACUCGUUAUGAUAACAUUGAUGUUACGGAUGAUUUAGAUAGUUUUGUGAAAGCCCAGAUAGUUAUUAUUGACCAGAAUUCAUCAUUGUAUGAUCAUGUUGAUAAACAGGUUACAGUUACCUUAGCGACCUUGUCAUUUUUCUGUCGUAGACCAACGAUAGUUGCCAUCAUGGAGUUUGUAGAUGCUAUCACUGUUGAAGAUGACACAUGUGAAUCUCUUAGUAAUAGUUCUUCAGCAUCCACUGCCCGACGAGAGAUUUCAACCGAAGAUGAGGUUCAUACUCAGCAGUUAGCUAUGAAUGAUGAGCCUACUGUAAAAGGCUUACUUGGAAAGGGGAAGUCCAGAGUUAUGUUCUUUUUAGCAUUGAAUAUGACUCAUGCUCAAAUCCUGUUGAUGAAGGAAGAUGGGACAAAGCUUGCGACUUUAUCACAAGAUAAUUUGCUGACUGAUAUUAAGGUUUUCCCUUCUUCUUUUAGCAUCAAGGCCUCCCUUGGAAACUUGAAAAUAAGUGAUGACAGUCUUCACAGUAGCCAUAUGUAUUUCUGGGCUUGUGAUAUGCGGAAUCCAGGUGGUAGUUCAUUCGUGGAGCUGGAGUUCAGUUCAUUUAACUCUGAUGAUGAAGACUACAAGGGGUAUGAUUACAGUCUUCUUGGACAACUUUCUGAAGUUCGCAUUGUUUAUUUGAAUCGUUUUAUUCAAGAGGUUGUCAGUUAUUUUAUGGGCCUUGUACCCAGUACAACAGAUGAUAUUGUCGAAGUUAAAGAUCAAGUAACAGAUUCAGAGAAGUGGUUCACUAAAAGUGAACUUGAAGGAUCACCUGCUGUAAAGCUAGACGUGUCACUUAGAAAACCGAUCAUAUUAAUGCCUCGGAGAACUGACAGCCUUGACUAUUUGCAGCUCGAUAUUGUUCAUAUUACUGUGCGUAACACCUUUCAGUGGUCUAUGCAUAAUAAACAGGAUAUUAGUGCUGUCCACAUGGAUAUCUUGACUGUUAUGGUAGAAGAUAUCAAUUUGAACGUGGGUACUGGAACAGACUUAAGUGAAAGCAUACUUCAGGAAGUAAAGGGGGUCUCAAUUGUUAUUCAGAGGUCACUUCGUGAUUUGUUGAAGCAAAUACCUAGUGUUGAAGUUGCGAUUAAGAUAGACAAAUUGAAAGCAGUUCUGUCGAACAAAGAAUAUCAGAUAAUCACUGAGUGUGCUCUUGAAAAUAUGUCAGAAACUCCGAAUGUCAUCCCCCCGUUGGAAAAGUUUAUUGUUCCAUCUAUAAAUAAUGUGACUGAACAUGUAGUUUCUCAAGGUCUUGAUGAUGGUGGAUCCGAUUCUCAAAGUGCGGGCAUAUGGAUUGCCACAAAGGUCUCUGUUGUUGUAGGUGUUGUUGAGUUAAGCCUCCAUUAUGGUCUUGCAACUGAUGCGUCUCUUGCAACGCUUCAGGUCAGUGGUCUAUGGCUUUUAUACAAGUCCAAUACACUAGGAGAUGGUUUUCUCUCUUCAACGCUCAAAAGCUUCACAGUUAUUGAUGAUCGUGAGGGAAUAGAGCAAGAACUUAGGCUGGCUGUACGGAAAUCUAGGGCCAUUGGCUACACUAUGUCAGAGCAUUUGACGGAGGAUGAUAGUAGCAUUGUUGAGAACAAUGUUCUUGAUGACAACAACUCAGAAUUAGUUCCUACAAUGCUUCUCCUGGAUGCGAAAUUUUCUCAGUUUUCAACGUCUGUGUCAUUAUGCAUGCAGCGGCCACAGUUACUUGUUGCACUUGACUUUUUGUUGGCUGUUGUUGAGUUUUUUGUCCCGGCAGUUCGUGGUAUGGUAUCAAGCGAAGAGGAUGAGAGCUCAUCACGUUUUGUUGAUGCAAUUGUUGUAGAUACACCAACUUACACACAGCCCACUAUUGAAUUCUCACUUUCUCCUAAAGUUCCAUUAGUUGUUGAUGAUGAAAGAUUUAGUCAUUUCAUAUAUGACGGGAAAGGUGGUACAUUGUACUUGCAGGACAGAAGGGGUUUAAAUGUUACUUCUCCCAGUGCAGAGACUAUGAUAUUUGUCGGCAGUGGGAAAAAGUUGCAAUUCAAAAAUGUUUAUAUUAAGGAUGGGAGAUAUUUGGACUCGUGCAUUUCUAUGGGAUCUGGCAGCAGCUAUUCUGUAUCAGAGGAUGACAAAGUUUAUCUGGUUGGACUGGAUGAUGAUCAAGCUCUGAACUCUUCACGUAAAUCGAAUGACAGUGUUCAUCAAAGUAACACAGUUGGUAGAUCGACGGAAUUUACCAUUGACUUGCAGGCUAUUGGCCCUGAACUUACAUUCUAUAAUUCGUCAAAAGAUGUAAGCAAAUCAUCGAAUCUCUCCAACAAACUUUUGCAUGCACAGUUGGAUGCAUUCUGCAGGCUUGUAAUGAAGGGCGAUGCAGUUGAAAUGAAUGCAAGUGCUCUUGGGUUUACAAUGGAGAGCAAUGGAAUCAAAAUAUUGGAACCUUUUGAUACUUUUCUGAAGUUCUCCAAUGCUUCAGGGAAGACAAAUAUACAUGCAACCGUUUCAGAUAUAUUUAUGAAUUUCUCAUUUAGCAUCUUAAGGCUAUUUAUAGCAGUUGAAGACGAUAUUUUGGCAUUUUUGAGAAAGACAUCAAACAAGAUGACAAUAAUGUGCUCUGAGUUCGACAAAAUCGGAACAAUCAAGAAUCCCAGCAGUGACCAAACUUAUGCAUUUUGGAGACCGCAUGCACCUCCAGGCUUUGCUGUUCUUGGUGACUAUUUAAUGCCACUUGACAAGCCCCCAGCAAAAGGUGUAUUAGCGGUCAACACCAGCUUUGUAAGAGUCAAGAGACCCGAGUCAUUUAAGCUUGUUUGGCCCUUAUCUAGUGGCGAGAUCAUGGAUUCUGCGGGGUCAGUUAUGCAUGACCAGACAACAAAGUCCGUCCUUUGUGAUGGGGAUGAAAACUUUUCUAUUUGGUUCCCUGUAGCGCCUAAAGGUUAUGUUGCAUUGGGAUGUGUCGUGUCCCCUGGAAGAGCACAGCCUCCACUCACCUCAGCAUUCUGUAUCUCGGCUUCUUUAGUCUCUCCAUGUUCCUUGAGGGACUGCAUCACAAUUAGCACUAGUCAUCAAAAUCCUUCCAUUCUCGUGGCGUUUUGGCGUGUCGGUAAUUCUGUUGGUUCUUUCCUCCCAGCAGAUCCAACAACUCUGAGUUUUUCUGGUCAAGCCUAUGAACUCCGCCUGGAACUUCUUAGAGUACGAGACAUGUCUUUAAAUAGUUCAGAAAGAUCAUACACCCAACAAUCAUCUAAUGGCCAUGAACGCAACGUCUCAUCAGAGAGGUCACUGACUUUAAAUUCGGGCCGUCGUUUCGAGUCUGUUGCUAGCUUUCAGUUGAUAUGGUGGAAUCAAGGUUCGUCAUCAAGAAAGAAAUUAUCUCUAUGGCGUCCUCUUGUUCCUCAUGGGAUGGUUUACUUCGGCGAUAUUGCUGUUAAAGGGCAUGAGCACCCAAACACCAGCAUUGUUCUUCACGGUUCUGAAGAUGAGGAGCUCUUUAAAAUUCCUGUAGAUUAUCAGUUUGUGGGGCAGAUUAAAAAAACUAGAGGAACCGAAAUAAUAUCCUUUUGGCUGCCGCAGCCACCACCAGGUUAUGUGUCCCUUGGUUGUGUUGCAUGUAAAGGCACACCAAAGCAAUCUGAUUUUGUCUCAUUAAGAUGCAUGAGGAGCGAUAUGGUCACUGGAGGUCAAUUUUUGGAGGAAAGCGUAUGGGAUACUUCUGAUUAUAAGUUCACUAGAGAACCAUUUAGCAUAUGGGGAGUUUGCAAUGAGCUCGGAACUUUUAUUGCUCGUAGUGGUUUCAAGAAGCCCCCUAGAAGGUUUGCAGUAAAGCUUGCUGAUCCUAACCUACCAAGUGGCUCAGAUGAUACUAUUGUAGAUGCUCACAUAGGAACAUUUUCAGCAGCACUUUUUGAUGACUAUGGAGGUUUGAUGGUCCCAUUGUUUAAUAUAUCCCUCAGCAGCAUUGGUUUUAGCUUACAUGGAAGGCCUGAUUACUUGAAAUCAACUGUCAGCUUUUCUUUUGCUGCUAGAUCAUUUAAUGACAAGUAUGAAAUGUGGGAGCCUCUAGUUGAACCGGUUGAUGGAGUUGUAAGGUACCAAUAUGAUCUUAGUUCCCCAGGUGUUCCAUCUCAGUUACGGAUCACAUCUACCAGAGAUCUGAACUUAAAUGUUACAGUUUCUAAUGCCAACAUGGUAUUUCAAGCUUAUGCAAGCUGGACAAAUCUAUCUAACGUGCAUGAGUCUUACAAAAUGAGGGAAGCUGUUUCUUCUACAUUUGGUGAAACUCCUAUCAUUGACAUUCAUCACAAGAGAAAUUUUUGUGUCAUCCCACAAAAUAAACUUGGUCAGGAUGUUUUUGUUCGCGCUACUGAGAUUCGGGGACUUACCAACAUAAUUAAGAUGCCAUCUGGCGAAAUGAAGCCUUUGAAAGUUCCAGUAUUGAAGAAUAUGCUUGAAGCACAUUUGAGAGGAAUUCAUUGCAUGAAACUCAGGACAAUGGUGACAAUCAUGAUAUCAGAGGCAGUAUUAACAAGAGCAGCAGGACCAUCUUCUCGUCAAUAUACUGUAGCAGUGCGUCUAACAUUAAAUCAGAGCCUCGUUAGUGGAUCACCUCUAAAUCAACAAAGUGCCCGGACAUGUGGCACCAGUUCAGUUGCAUCAGUAUCUUCUGAGCUCGUGUCAGUGAAGUGGAAUGAAAUAUUUUUCUUCAAAAUUGAAUCUUCGGACAACUACAAUGUGGAGUUGAUUGUAACUGACAUGGGGAAAGGAGACCCUGUUGGAUAUUUUUCAGCUUCUCUGAAUCUUAUAGCAGAAACCGGAGACACCUCGGACUAUGUUGAUUAUACAAAAGCGUUGAAGUGGAUUGAAUUUACUUCUUUAAAGUCACGUGAGAUGACCCAAAGAAAUGUAUUAAAGAAGUCUACUGGUAGAAUUAAGUGUGCUGUGUUCUUAUCACGGGGGUCUGAUGCCGAAAGCAAUGAGCAAGCACUUGACAGGAGUAAAAAGUCUGGUUUUAUUCAAAUAAGUCCUACAAGGGAAGGUCCUUGGACUACAGUAAGGCUAAAUUAUGCUGCACCUGCUGCUUGUUGGCGUCUAGGUAAUGAUGUUGUUGCCAGUGAAGUCAGUGUGAAAAACGGCAACAGAUAUGUAAAUAUCCGAUCCCUGGUCUCUGUUUGUAAUAGCACCGACUUUUCUUUUGACCUAUGUCUCAAACGAAGAGAAAAUGACAUUGGGCCGCAAGAUGAUGCUGUGGAAGAUGUACAGGGUAAUAGUAACGAAAUUGUUACAGAUGACUUUCUUGAAACUGAAAAAUACAACCCAGAAACUGGGUGGGUUAGUUCUGUGACCGAACCGAAAGAUGAUUUAGCGGAUGGAGGAGUAUCACCUCAGGGAAAUUUUGGAAUUAAUUUGCCUUCAGGGUGGGAGUGGAUUGAUGAUUGGCAUUUAGAUACAGCUUCAGUUAUUACUGGCGAGGGGUGGGUUUAUGCUCCGAACAUUGAAAGCUUAAAAUGGCCUAAUUCUUAUGAUCCUCUAAAGUUUGUAAACUAUGCAAGGCAAAGAAGAUGGAUCAGGAACAGGAGAUCAGUAUCUGCUGUCACGAAGCACCACAUCUUUGUAGGACCAGUAGGACCUGGGCAAACUCUCCCUCUUCCUCUAUCUGCAUUGACACAGUCAGGAUCUUAUAUUUUGUGCUUAAAACCUUCUCAUACUAAGAAUCAAAAUAGAUACUCAUGGAGUUCAGUGCAAAAUAAGCCUGGUGAGUCGGAAGAUUCUGAUGGGUGUAAACAAAGAGAAGUAUGUGUUUCAAGUCUCACAGAGUCUGAGAAACUGUUGUAUUGCUCUGAAGUUAGUGGAUCAUCAUCGCAUACUUCCCGAGGACUGUGGUUUGCUUUGACCAUCCAUGCAUCAGAGAUAGCAAAGGACAUUCAUUCUGAUUCUAUUCAGGAUUGGAGUCUUGUGAUCAAUUCUCCGUUGUCUGUUUCCAACUUUCUGCCAAUCGCCGCGGAGUAUUCUGUUCUUGAGAUGCAAGCCAGUGGCCACUUCGUGGACUGCUCAAGAGGAGUAUUUGCUCCCGGAGAGACUGUAAAGGUUUUUAAUGCCGACAUUCGUAAUCCCUUGUACUUAUCACUACUUCCACAGAAAGGAUGGCUUCCAGUACAUGAAGCUGUUCUUAUAUCACAUCCCACCAAGGCUGUAGCACGAGCUAUAAGUUUGAGAAGUUCAGUUUCUGGAAGGAUUGUUCAUAUCAUUCUUGAACAGAACCAUAACAAUGAUAAUCCGGUGCUAGAAAAGAUUAUUAGAGUCUACUCGUCUAACUGGUUUGCCAUUGCAAGAUGUCCACCUCUUACUCUUAAAAUUCAUGACAUGUCAAGAAAAAGCACUACUAGACUUUCCUUGCCCUUCCAGUCAAAGAAAAGCAAUGAAGUUAUUCUCCAAGAAAUUACUGAAGAGGAGAUAUAUGAAGGUUAUACUAUUGACUCAACAUUGAACUUUAAGAUGCUGGGUCUGUCAGCGGCUAUAAGUCAAUCCGGUCUGGAACGGUUUGGACCUGUGGCAGAUCUAUCUCCACUCGGAGACAUGGACGGGUCAAUGGAGCUGCGUGCCUAUGAUGCUGACGGGAACUGCAUGCUUCUCUUUGUAUCAUCUAAACCAUGCCCUUAUCAAUCUGUUGCCACGAAGGUGAUCUUUGUUCGGCCAUAUAUGACUUUUACAAACAGAGUAGGUAGGGACUUGCAUAUCAAGUUAAGCAGUGAAGAUGAACCAAAAGUUCUGCGUGCAUGGGAUGCUAGAGUCUCCUAUGUAUAUCGCGAAAGUGGCGAAGGUGGUGAAACUAGUAAAUUACAGGUUCGCAUGGAAAACACAGAAUGGUCAUUUCCUAUUCAAAUCUUAAAGGAGGACACCAUCUCUUUAGUUUUAAAAAAACGUGAUGGGUUGAGGAUAUCUUUGCGGACAGAGAUUCGUGGUUAUGAGGAAGGAUCUCGUUUUAUUGUUGUAUUUCGUCUUGGAUCUCCAAAUGGCCCGAUAAGGAUUGAAAAUAGAACAAGCAACACCACCCUAAAAUUUCGUCAGUCUGGAUUUGGUGAUGAUGCCUGGAUUCUCUUGGGACCUCUUUCAACUACCAGUUUUGCUUGGGAGGAUCCCUAUGGCGAAAAACUUUUAGAUACUGAGAUCUGCAGCGGUGGUAGUACCAGAGUAUGGAAAGUUGAUUUGGAUAAACCUGAAAUAUGUCCCUCAGGUGAUGGUCAGUCACAGGUGUCUUUUAAUGUCGUAGAAAUAGAUGGUGCUAAGGUUGCUCGGUUUGUGGAAGAUAGAACAUCUGGUGGCAUCCAGAGACAAUUUGACAUGCAGACCGAGAUGCGGGAGACUUCAGCACCACUAGAGCUGAUUGUUGAGUUGGGAGUUGUAGGGGUUUCUGUUGUUGACCAUAGACCAAAGGAGCUCUCCUUUCUGUGCCUAGAACGAGUUUUUAUGUCCUAUUCAACCGGUUACGAUGGUGGGACUACAAGCAGAUUCAAGCUUAUACUAGGCUACUUGCAGCUCGAUAAUCAGCUCCCAUUAACCCCAAUGCCAGUGUUGCUAGCACCUGAACAAGCCUCUGAUAUAAAUCAUCCAGUUUUCAAGAUGACUGUUACUAUACGAAAUGAAAAUCUUGAUGGUAUCGAGGUCUAUCCAUAUGUCUACAUACGGGUGACCGACAAGUGUUGGAGACUUAACAUACAUGAACCCGUUAUCUGGGCUUUUGUAGAUUUUUACAAUAAUCUUCAACUAGAUCGUAUUUCUCAAAGUUCAAGUGUAACACAAGUUGAUCCAGAGAUACGGAUAAAUUUAAUAGACGUCUCAGAGGUAAGGCUAAAGUUGGCAAUGGAAACUGCACCUGCUCAAAGACCACAUGGAGUCCUAGGUGUAUGGAGCCCCAUACUCUCUGCAAUCGGCAAUGCAUUUAAAAUUCAGGUACAUCUGAGGAAAGUGAUGCACAGAGACAGAUUUAUGAGAAAAAGUUCCGUCAUUCCUGCGAUAGGAAACCGUAUCUGGAGAGAUCUAAUACAUAAUCCACUGCAUUUGAUUUUUUCGGUCGAUGUAUUAGGUAUGACGAGCUCCACCUUAGCUUCUCUUAGUAAAGGGUUUGCCGAGCUUUCGACAGAUGGGCAGUUUAUGCAGCUGCGUUCAAAGCAAGUAUGGUCACGAAGAAUUACUGGGGUAGGUGAUGGAAUUAUGCAAGGAACAGAAGCUCUAGCGCAAGGAGUCGCUUUUGGAGUUUCAGGUGUGGUGAAGAAACCUAUGGAGAGUGCCAGAGAUAACGGUGUUGUUGGGCUUGCUCAUGGGCUGGGACGUGCAUUUUUAGGGUUUGUUGUACAGCCAGUUAGUGGAGCACUGGAUUUUUUCUCUUUGACUGUUGAUGGAAUUGGUGCCAGUUGUUCGAGGUGCUUGGAAAUUCUCAGCAACAAAACUACCCUGCAGAGAAUUAGAAAUCCCCGACUUAUUCGUGCUGAUAAUGUUCUAACGGAGUAUUGUGAGAGGGAAGCAGUUGGACAGAUGGUGCUCUACCUUGCAGAAGCUAGUCGACAUUUUGGAUGCACUGAACUGUUCAAGGAGCCCUCAAAGUUCGCAUGGUCGGAUUACUAUGAGGACCAUUUUGUUGUUCCAUACAGAAGAAUUGUUUUAAUAACUAACAAAAGAAUCAUGCUGUUACAGUGUCUGGCUCCGGACAAGAUGGAUAAGAAGCCAUGUAAGAUCCUGUGGGAUGUGUCCUGGGAAGAGCUUAUGGCAUUGGAGUUGGCAAAAGCAGGCUACUCAAGACCAUCUUACUUAAUUCUUCAUCUAAAGAAUUUUCGAAAAUCAGAAUCGUUUGUCCAUGUUAUUAAGUGCAAUAUUGAAGAAGCAGCGGAAGAUAGAGAGCCCCAAGCUGUUAGUAUCUGUUCUGUGGUGCGCAAGAUGUGGAAAGUAUAUCAGUCUGACAUGAAAAACCUGACACUAAAGGUUCCUUCAAGCCAAAGACAUGUGUGUUUUGCAUGGAGUGAAACUGAUUGGAGAGACUCGCGUAACCAGAACAGGGCCAUUAUCAGAUCAAGAGAUCUUUCAUCGUCUGAUUCUAUUUCUGCUGAGCGGAAAUUUGUUAAACACAGCAUCAACUUUUCAAAAGUUUGGAGCAGUGAACAAGAACCGAGAAGACGAUGUACAUUGUCCAAAAAGCAGGUUGUAGGAGACAGUGCUGUAUGUAGCAUUUGGCGGCCGAUCUGUCCCGAGGGAUAUGUCUCUAUUGGGGAUAUAGCCCAUGUUGGUUCCCAUCCUCCCAAUGCUGCUGCCAUAUAUUUCAACAGCAAUAAACUUUUUGCACAUCCAGUUGGUUACGAUCUGGUGUGGAGGAACUGCUCAGAUGACUACAUCACUGCCGUAUCGAUAUGGCUUCCACGUGCCCCUGAGGGUUAUGUCUCUCUUGGAUGUAUUGUUGUCCCUAGUUAUGACGAGCCUGAACCUAGUGACAUGUACUGUGUGGCAGAAUCAUGUGCCGAGGAAACAGUUUUUGAAGAACAGAAAGUAUGGUCAGCCCCAGACUCGUAUCCCUGGGCAUGCCACAUCUAUCAGGUGCGGAGUGAUGCUCUUCACUUUGUUGCCUUGAGACAACCUAGAGAAGAAUCAGACUGGAAAACAUAUAGAGUUCUUGAUCAACAAAGUCCUACAGAUUAGCAGAGACUUGGAUGAUGAGUAUAUUCCUGUUGUAUAUUGCUAUUAUGCUCAACCUUCCUUUCUGUUGUAACUUGUGAGAUAGCCUUCUUUUUCUGGGUUAAUUUUGAAGUCCUUGUAAUUAGUUACUAGUGUGACUUGUGAGUGCAAAGAUCCGGGACAAUACUGAAGUUGGAUCGUUUAUCCUUGAGCAUUUAAGCUCGUUUUGAUUUAAAUCACGGAAGCUGGGGAACGAAAAGCAGCGAGAACAUUACAUUCGUGACAAUACUAAAGUUGGAUCGUUUAUCCUUUUGAGCAUUUCAGCUCUCUUUGUUGUAAAUCACGAAAGCAGGGGAUGAAAAACAGCGAGAACAUUACAUUUGUAAUAAUAUUGUACAUUUUUUCCAAGGAAUUAUAGGGUGCCCCUUUUUUCUUUGCAUAUCUGGAAUGUUACAUUUUCUUGUAAUGUUUUCUGCUUUCCUAGGCAAGAGAAACAAACAGAAAGGUAAGUAAAAACAUGGAACUUGAAUUCAUAGAUGUUUUCUCCAUUUUCUUUAA
Molecule: messenger RNA, 13742 nt
Organism: Daucus carota subsp. sativus
Lineage: Eukaryota; Viridiplantae; Streptophyta; Magnoliopsida; Apiales; Apiaceae
Exons: 64
Coding region: 123-13208 (4361 amino acids)
Biological process (GO): protein targeting to vacuole; protein retention in Golgi apparatus
Cellular component (GO): membrane; extrinsic component of membrane
Source: RefSeq, a predicted model, not a curated record